Messenger RNA from Truncatella angustata, 988 nucleotides. RefSeq names its product Alpha/Beta hydrolase protein. NCBI's taxonomy places the organism in Eukaryota, Fungi, Ascomycota, Sordariomycetes, Amphisphaeriales, Sporocadaceae. Bases 124 to 945 code for a protein of 273 amino acids. The record is from RefSeq and is a predicted model, not a curated record. Gene Ontology annotation, cellular component: cytoplasm. Gene Ontology annotation, biological process: protein depalmitoylation. Gene Ontology annotation, molecular function: palmitoyl-(protein) hydrolase activity; carboxylic ester hydrolase activity. The transcript has a single exon.
GACGUCAAUCUACUAUCGUGUAAAAAUUGCGCAAGCCACACAGGCGCAUGAAAGGAUCGUAACUUGACAGAACUCGUUGCCUAAUCCCCAAAUCUGUUUUCAAUCCACACUAACCUUAGCAAGAUGGCGCAAGAGUCGCAUAACGUUGGUCCCGCGGAAGGGUUCGAUCACAGGUUUACGAUCAUUUUCCUGCAUGGAAAGGGAAGCGACUGCGACGAAUUUGCCAGUGAGCUCUUCGAAAGUGAGGUCUCGGAGCAGCUGUCGCCGCAGAAACCACGAACUCUCGACACGUUGUUUCCUUCCGUCCGCUGGGUCUUUCCUUCGGCGCCACAGACACACUGUGAGCGCUUUGGCGGCACAGAAUCCCAGUGGUUCGACAUGUGGGCCGUCGAAAACCCAAAUGAACGGUUUCAGUCCCAGGUGGAGGGAUUGAGGCAGAGUCUGAAGAUGCUCAGGGAGGUUCUUGCGAGGGAGGAAGCGCUGCUGCCGCGGGAGAGAAUUUUCCUUGCUGGCAUCAGCCAGGGAUUCGCCACCGCCGUUGCGGGCGCUCUCCUGGCUGGGGGCACCUUUGCAGGGCUCGUAGGCCUGUGCGCGUGGAUGCCGAGGCGGGCGUAUGAGGCCAUCCAGGCCUCCAAGGGACCCGAUCGCGCAUCAUAUGCCUUGACGUUGAUGAAAACGCCUAUCUUCCUUGGGCACUCGAAAGGUGACGGCGUGGUCCCCGUUGAGAACGGGCGCGACCUUCGAGACUACCUCUCGGAGAGCAGAUCCGCAAUACAGUGGCACGAGUACGAGUCGAAUGAGCAUUGGGUCGUGGAACCGGAGGGCGUUGAUGAUCUAGUCAUGUUUCUCAGGUCGCACAUGAGACGUUUAUCACAACCCAGAAUUGACUAUUCAACCAGUGCGUCUUAUUCCCUCACAGCGAUGACUGGCGCAGAACUAGGUUAGAUUAAGAUGGACUUGGUUGGUGAUUUGCUGUAGGCAUGGUUAA